UCGCGUUGCGCAUGCGUACUGAAACAAAUCAUGUCAACCCGCAGAAAUGAAACUGUUCCUCUGAAGUCAACCUGAUCAUGUGCUGAACGAGCAGUUUAGGGAUCUCUGGAGUGUCACGUGGGAGCUUGUUAAACAGCAAAACAACAACAACAACAACAACAUGUUUGGUAAGAAGAAGAGAGCACCGCAGCCCAGAGGCCAGGGCGCUGCUGCAGCCAAGCAGAUGGGUCUGUUUGUAGACCUGGACCCUGAGGAGAUGAUGAUGGGUGUGGAGGGUAACGUUGACGACCCGGACUUGGAGGCUGAACUUGCUGCUAUUACUGGAAAUAAAGCUGUGGCUGGAGGAAGAGCUAAGCAGAAGGGGAAAAGCCCGCUGCCCAUGGAAGACAUCGCAAGAAUGGCUGACGAGUGUAUGAAAGAUGUUGAUGAUGAUGAGGAUGACAGUAACCUGGAAGACGAUGAAGAUCUACUGGCAGAGCUACAGGAAAUGGUGGGUGAGGAGGAAGCUGAUGAUGUUGUACCUGUUUCCUCCGCAUCCUCUGCCAAUUCAUCUCAAGCUGAAACACCAGAGUCACCGAUGACGCAGCAGCAGGAAGUAAAGGUUUCCUCAGCAGCUCCUGGCAGCCUCCAACACACCCUGGAGGAGAGAGUUAUCAUGUACAAGACCGCCUUGCAAAACGCCAAAACUGCAGGGGAGACCUCAAAAGUCAGGAGAUACGAUCGCGGCCUGAAGACUCUGGAGUCGAUGUUAGCAGGUGUUAAAAAAGGGAGACCCGUGAACGAGGCAGAGAUCCCUCCUCCUGUUGCCACUGGAGCCCCGAGUGCCGCCUCUCAGCCUGCUGCUCCCCAUCGACCUGCUCCCCCUGUACCCUCGCAUCCUGAACGCACACCUCCAGAUCAACAGGGGGAGUCAGAGGCCACGCCUGCUGUACCGCAGAUCGUCACUCCCAGCAGUGAAGAGGAGCAGUCGUCCUCUGCGACCUCACCCACUCUGAGUUCUGUCCCGUCUCCAGAGGAGCAGACAGAGGAACCUGCCGUCCAGCGUCAGACCAGUCCGACAGAUGCGAACGAGUCGACAAAGACGUUGCUUCUGGAGAGGCAGAAAGAAUACAAGAUGGCAGCUGUGAGAGCCAAGAAGCAGGGAGACGUGGAGCAAGCUCGGAUCUACUUCAAGACCAGCAAGAAGUUUGAUGCGGUGAUCGAGGCGUUGGAAUCAGGACAAGCAGUCGACCUGGGUGGACUUCCUCCAUCUCCACAGGAAGGAAGUUCUGCUCCAGUGAGGGAACCUCCCUCAAAACAAAACACCGAGGUCACCCAACUGGUUACAACAGCUCCAGCCGCCGCCCCCCCAUCAGCCCCUUCAGCUCCCAAAGACGCGCUGGAGGCUCUCGAGCAGAGACGAGCCAAGUAUGUGGAGGCGUCCAAUCAGGCCAAAGCCAGCGGAGACGACCGCAAGGCCCGGAUGCACGACCGGAUCGCCAAGCAAUACCAGAGCGCCAUCCGAGCUCACAAAGCAGGAAAAGCAGUCAACUUUGAGGAGCUGCCGGUUCCCCCUGGUUUCCCUCCGAUCCCGGGCCAGAAGGAGACCGGAGCGGAGCAGGGAUUCAUUGCUGCUCUGGAGGCAGCAGAUAAGCUUUCCUCCACUGAUAAUACCGAAAUAGCGAGUGAAGAAGAAGAUGAGGAGGAAGAGUCUAAGCCUGCAGUUCCAGAAGGGCCAAAGAAGCCCAUGUUAGACGUCCCCUCCGCAGGGCAAGGACGGAAAAGGACUCCAUCAGCUUCACCUGACAGAACAACCACCAGGGAAGGACUUUCACCAUCAGCGGGUCAGCAGCUGGAGUUUCUGGAGGGCAGGAAGAAGCAGUACAUGAAGGCGGCUCUGCAGGCAAAGCAGAAGAACGACAUGGAGCAGGCCAAGAUCUUCCUCCGCACCGCCAAGGGCUUCGAACCCAUGAUCGAGGCUGCACGCAGCGGCAAGGCUGUGGACAUCAGCGCGGUGCCGUCGCCCCCCGGUGACGAAGACGAGGACUUCAUCCUGGUUCAUCACAGCGAAGUGCAGAUCUCAGAGAAGGCAGAGCAGCUUUACACACAACUGGCAAAGAUCCUAAAAGAGCAGUACGAGAAAUGUAUGACUCACUCUAAGCAGUUCACACACCUGGGGAACGUCACCGAAACAACAAAGUUUGAGAAGAUGGCCGAGAGUUGUAAGAAGAGUCUGGAGGUCCUGAAGCUGGCUCAGUCCAAAGGUCUGCCUCCUCCUAAACAUCACUUUGAGGAGAGAUCGUUUCACACUGUCAGGAUAUUUCCAGACCUGAGCAGCACCGACCUGGUUGUUAUCAUCGUCAAAGGGAUGAAUCUUCCUGCUCCUAGUGGAAUUCAAACAAACGAUCUGGAUGCAUACGUGAAGUUUGACUUCCCUUACCCCAGCGCGGAGCAGCCGCAGAAACACAAAACAUCCGUCAUCAAGAACACUAACUCCCCAGAAUACAACCAGAGCUUCACCCUGUCAAUCAAUCGUAACCACCGCGGCUUCAGGAGGGUGGUGACAUCUAAAGGCCUGAAGCUGGAGCUGCUGCACAAAGGAGGUUUCUUGCGGAGCGACAAGCCGAUCGGGUCGGCCCUCGUAAAGCUGGAAAAACUGGAGACACAGAGUGAAAUCAGGGAGAUCGUAGAGGUGAUGGACGGUCGUAAAGCCACAGGCGGUCGUGUUGAAGUUAAGAUCCGACUGCGGGAGCCUCUGAGCGGACAGGACAUGCAGAAGAGCACCGAGCGCUGGCUGGUGAUCGACCAAUCACAGGUUCUCGUUUAGACGCUGCUGCAAUAUUAAAGAUGAUUCACAAGAGGAAGAUUAAAAGGCAGUCAAUCAGAAAACACUUGGAGGAGGACAGAGUUCGGGACGUGAGGAGGACGGUCUGUCUUUCACUCGACUCUGACCUACGCGGGUCUUUGACUUAAAACUUUUGCACAUUUGCAAGGCACGAGCGCUCCCUUUCACACUGCAGUCCACCGGGAGGAGACGUGGAGCUGGUUUAGGACGGCGUGACACCAGCUGAUGGACAAUUGCUCGUUGUCUCGAUCGAUGGUGAUUCACGCAGACUGAAUGCAGAUAUAAGCUUGUGACGCAUCAGGGCCGACUCCUUGAGCAUCACUCCUCCUCCUGGAGGACGACAGGCAGGGCGUCCUCUGCUAAGAGGCUCAGUGUCGAGCUAACCCGAUCCUGCUGCGCGUCAUGACUUAAGUUAAUAUAUCAAAGAAUGUGUACAUAUUCCUCAUACUAUUACAGCUCUGGUAUCUAGAACUGCACCUAUGCACUAAUACCAAAGUAAUCACUGUUGCUGUAAAAUCCUGCAUAUUUGAAAAAGCCUUUUAGCUGCCAAACCUGUUAUGAUGACACAAGAGUUUAAAGUGCGACGGGACUGUUUUUACUAUUUUUUUUUUCCCCCCCCACACAUUUCAUCAGAUUUUUCAGUGGGAGAAAGGGCAGUUACUGAAACUGUUUUAUGUUUUAAAGGAGAAAGCCAAGAAAUUAUGAUGCUAUGAAAUAGAAUUAAUUUGAAGAGCACACUCCUCUGACUGUGGUCACUAAACUGCACUCUUACUAAUCUUUGUCUUUAGCUAAUUAAAAUGUAUAAUUGUCUUGUUUACAUGUAAUAAGACAAAUCUGUGCAGAAUCACAACUGCUCUGAGUUUAGCUCCUCUUUAAUUGUUAAUGUCUAAAAAGCAAUUUUAUCUGAAGGAAGACAUCCAUCAAACACAGAUGAUAAGAUGGUAAUAAUACUUUUUAAGUAAACAUGAUUGGAUGAAUAAACUAGUAUCCCAUACAUAUUUAACUAAAAGGAAU
Molecule: messenger RNA, 3838 nt
Organism: Anoplopoma fimbria (sablefish)
Lineage: Eukaryota; Metazoa; Chordata; Actinopteri; Perciformes; Anoplopomatidae
Gene: cc2d1b
Product: coiled-coil and C2 domain containing 1B
Exons: 26
Coding region: 161-2806 (881 amino acids)
Biological process (GO): regulation of transcription by RNA polymerase II
Cellular component (GO): nucleus
Molecular function (GO): RNA polymerase II cis-regulatory region sequence-specific DNA binding; DNA-binding transcription repressor activity, RNA polymerase II-specific
Source: RefSeq, a predicted model, not a curated record